Messenger RNA from Tympanuchus pallidicinctus (lesser prairie-chicken), 4738 nucleotides. RefSeq names its product ethanolamine kinase 1 (gene ETNK1). Lineage: Eukaryota; Metazoa; Chordata; Aves; Galliformes; Phasianidae. Gene Ontology annotation, cellular component: cytoplasm. The record is from RefSeq and is a predicted model, not a curated record. The transcript has 8 exons. Gene Ontology annotation, molecular function: ethanolamine kinase activity. Gene Ontology annotation, biological process: phosphatidylethanolamine biosynthetic process. Bases 126 to 1217 code for a protein of 363 amino acids.
GCAGCCGGGGGAGGUGGAGCCGCUUUAUCGAGAGCCCAAGUGGAAAUUUCCCCCUCAGUUGCCGGCUCCACCGCGGAGGAGACAUCAGAGCUAGCUGCGCGUCCUUGUCGUUCUCGCCCGCCGCCAUGUCUAACUACAUCCACGUCCCGCCCGGCUCCCCGGAGGUGCCUAAGCUGGACAUCACCGUCAGCGAGCGGGAGGGGCCCGGCUGCCGCCAGGGCGCCCUGCAGCUGCUGCGCCGCCUGCGGCCCCAUUGGAGACCCGAGGAGGUGACGCUGCAGCUGUUUACUGAUGGAAUCACCAAUAAAUUAAUUGGCUGCUACGUGGGUGACAUAACAGAUGAUGUAGUUCUAGUUAGGAUCUAUGGAAACAAGACUGAGCUCUUAGUUGACCGUGAUGAAGAAGUGAAGAGUUUCCGUGUGUUGCAGGCCCAUGGCUGUGCACCUCAGCUGUACUGUACUUUCAACAAUGGCUUGUGCUACGAGUUCAUGCAGGGAGAAGCCCUGGAUCCUGAGCAUGUAUGCAAUCCUGAUAUUUUCAGACUCAUUGCCAGACAGCUUGCUAAAAUCCAUACUAUCCAUGCUCACAAUGGAUGGAUCCCUAAAUCUAACCUGUGGCUGAAGAUGGGGAAAUACUUCUCUCUUAUACCCACAGAGUUUGCAGAUGAGGAAGUGAAUAAAAGGUUUUUAAGUGAAAUUCCAAGUCCUCAAGUUCUUCAGGAAGAGAUGGCCUGGAUGAAGGAAAGACUGUCAAAUUUAGGAUCACCAGUGGUACUCUGUCACAAUGACCUGUUGUGUAAGAAUAUUAUUUACAACAAGAAACGAGGUGAUGUGCAGUUCAUAGACUAUGAGUACUCUGGAUACAACUACCUGGCUUAUGACAUUGGCAAUCACUUCAAUGAAUUUGCAGGAGUAAAUGAAGUAGACUACAGUCUUUAUCCCAACAGAAAAUUGCAGGAACAGUGGCUGAGAUCUUACCUCGAGGCCUACAAAGAAUAUAAAGGAUUUGGCACAGAAGUCAGUGAAAAAGAAGUUGAAGUUCUAUAUGUUCAAGUCAAUCAAUUUGCACUGGCUUCCCACUUCUUUUGGGGAUUGUGGGCUCUAAUUCAAGCCAAAUAUUCCACCAUUGACUUUGAUUUUCUAGGGUAUGCAAUUGUUCGUUUUAACCAAUAUUUCAAAAUGAAGCUGGAGGUCAUGAUGUUAACUCUCCCAGAGUAAAGAAGAAGAGUAAACUUACCAAGUGAAUAGAGAAUCCCUGAAUCUUUUCUGAACGGAUACUGGAAAAAAAGUUAAACAUUUGUUGAAGUUCUGUAAUGCUCACUUGGUGGUUCUUGCUUUAUAAAUAAUGCCUCUAAACAGUCCUUCAAUGUUAAAUUUAAUAUGAAGAGCAUACGUACUGCUGUUGAUAUAAAAUGGAUUAGAAAUUUGCUAAAUCUGAAAAACUUGUAGAAAUGGCAAUUUAAUCCUUUUUUGUAAUUUAACAUGUUGUAUGUGAAAUAUUUAUUUUAAGUUUAACAUGAUUCCAUUGCUGCUUUCAUCAGUUUUUGUAAAAGUUGGGUGCAGAUGGUGAAGUUUUUCCAAAGGAUUUGUUUAACAACUUGUUUUAUUGAGCUGCAUUAACUUAUAUUAGGAUCUACACAGUCAGAGGAUAUCAGCCUUUUAGAUCUGUACAGUCAAAAUGUGAGAUACUGGUCACAGGUGUGUAGUAACUAGGGGAAAAGGUUAGGAUGAUCUUUUUAAGUUUUUUUUUUUAAUUUUAUAAAGAAAAAGGUAGCUUUCCAUCUUAUGGUACUUAUCUUUUGUAUAAGAAUCAGCCUUCUUGCUAAAGUGAUAAAUGAUGUUUUGACUUUCCUUUCUUUGUGUUAAGCUGUUGAAGCGUGAAUGUUCUGUGGCCAUCAAAUUCUUUUAGACUCCAUACCAUCACAGUGUUAGAUGGGAAGUGUACCAUCUCUAACUUCUGUGGGAAAGCUGCUUGCUUAUUAAGCGUACUUCUUAAACAAAAGACCACUGUUCAAAAUUUGUAUUAUUUUUUGAAACUUGAUUCAAAAUUUGAACACUAUUCUGGUCUCUGAUAUGCUUCAGCAGUAUCUGGCGAAAUGGACUAUUGAACUGCAAAUUAGUGAGCAGAGAUCCUGUUGCACUGGGGAGCAAGACACUUAGGUUUACAGUUUGUUAUAUUGUAUAUUGUCUUCUGCUUUGUCAUCAUCUAACCUUGGAUUCUAGUCUUAAAUGCUUGAUCCUGUUGUUGCAAAUUCUGUGAGUCUGUUUUUCUUCUGUGGCAGCAGAUUAUGUUUCAAAAUCUCCAGUUUGAAGGAUAACAUGAAGAAGUAUGACUUGAACAAUGGGACUUUGAUAGUCACACACAGCUUUUUAAAGCUAUUAUACCAAGAAUGGCCUGGAUUGCAAAAUGUGAAUUGAAAAGAAAACGUUUACUUAAGAAAACCAUAUGUAAGCUUAAGUGGAAAAGAGGCUUUAAAACUCUUUUAGAAGAGAUGGGGAGAAACAACAAAAAUAAAACCAAUAAGGCAAUUUGGAGUUGGGCAGGCAUAUACUCAGCUCUUGGGUGUACUCUGAAAAACUUUGCACUUUGGUCACUUAAGUGCCCACAUGUACAAAGUCUGUGUGUGCAUAUACACAUGCAGUCACAAACUUAGCUGAGGAGUAAAUAUUAUGGGGAGAAGCUCCAGCAAAGAUAUUUAUUCUAACUUGCUUUGUGACAUACUGUUGUGUGUGUGUGUAUAUAUACAUAUAAAUAACAUAUACAUACAUGUGUGCUUUAAAGCUUUUUUGAUUCUUUUAAUACAAAGAAGGUUGAUGUGAAUGAAGAAUUUUCACCUUGAACAACCAUUUUGAAUGGCAUUUUUUCUUUUUCUUUUUUUUUUUUUUCAAAUAAAAGCAAGGGUUGGUUUUUUCACUCUUGUUUAUAUUCAUCUCUGAAACUUUUCUUUUUUGUUGUUUUUUAAUUAUUUAGUCAAAACCUUAACUGUAAUGCAAUGGUAAAACUGGGCUUUAUUUUUUUUCUGUAACUUGAAGUUGGAUAACCCUUUUUGUUAGCAUUUGCUAGCUGGAGGCUAAUAUACUGGACAAACUAUCUUGGUAGUUAAAUAGAAAUGAAUAGCUAAAAUUGACAUUUAUAUUUUCUUUUGUAGUGGAUAUAGAGGAUGUUGCUAGAGCUCAUGAAAGCACUGAAGAUUCUCAUUUUCUGUAGUUUCCCCCUGUAGGCAUGAUUGACAUAUAUUGAGUAAUAGCCUGCUGUCUUUGUAGUCCCUUCAAGUAUGGCAUGAUCUCUUUGGAAGUAAGGUUGAUAAAGAUUUUAGAACUUGAUUUUUUUGUUUAUUUUCUUCAAAUGGUGUCUUUGUUUCUGGCAAUGUUGCUUUGUUUUUAAAAAUGUGUAAGAGGCUGUGAAAUUCAGUUGGUCUUGGGAAAUCCAGCACUUGACAGAUCCUGUCUAACUUUCCCAACAGCUUGCAACCCACAUUCCCUUUUCAAGUACCAGUUCUAUUUAAGUUUGAAAUCAGUGUAACUUUUUUUCAUAGUGUUUUGUUUAUAUAGUUCAAGUAGCAAUAACUGUAGAAGUGGAAACUUAGAAACUUGCUUCUGCAGAACCAAAGCUCUUUGUGAACGCAGCUCAAUCUCAUUCUUAUGGAAUUAAUUUCCACUGAAUCUCCCAUAAAAGCACUUUCAAGCAGAUAGUAAAUACUGCAAGCUUUUUCUGAGCCAUUUUGAAGAAGCACAAGGAUUAUCACAGGUUAUAGUGGUCAACUUUGCAGUACUGAUAGAGGCUUUCAUUUUGCAUGUUGAAGUUCAUUUUACACACUUUAAUACUGCUUUGCAUCAGCUUUCUUUCAAGACAAGUACAGAAUAAAACAAUUCCUGAUACAAGGUUCGGAGAAAAUACUGUAAACUUUUCCAAAAUGAAAUGCCAGUUACCUUGAUUUUUGUACCACAUCACAUUUAGCCAGUAGCACUCAGAUAUUCUCAUUUGCAACAGAAUAUCUACAGAUGUAUUAAGUUUGAAGCAGUAGUUGUUUUCAAUAGCAUUGCAAAUAUUGAGGUAGCUCGAAACUGUGAAUACAGGACAUUCUGAAUGUAAGUUAGGUACUAAAGCACCAAACUAGAGAAUGUGUACUUGUUCUGAUUAGUUUCUCUCAGUCUCUUAAUAGCAACGUUAAGAUAUUUGAAGGAGGGCAAAAAAGACUGAGCUCUAGAAGCAUCCUGUAGUAGUUUUGACUGUGACUUGCCAAGAAGAUACUCUGUUGCCUUUAUGUUAAGCUAAGGGCAUAAAUGCCAAAAUUAAUAAUUCUUAUUGUAGUUAAACCUGUAAUGUAAAUAUAAAGAGGAUUAUUAAUAAUGGCAUUCUUGCAUAAAUAGCAUCAAGUCAAUAGACCAUAGUGGCCUGGUUGCUUUUGUAAAGCAGAAUAGUGUGAAUUUUUUUCUUCUCAUUUCUGCAGUCAGAUCUGGCUAAUCAGUGCUUAAUUUUUUAAGUCGUUUAAGCAUUACAGAUUUCUGAGUAGCUGAUCUGUUCUUACAUAAUUUUAAAUUCGUUUAUACGUCUUGAUUUGCAUUUUGGAAUUACCAAAUUCGUAUUAACCAGAUCUGACUGUGUAUGUAUAUAAAACAGUGUAAAUAACCAUUUGUAAAUUAGUGUGAAUUGUACUGUACCUUGCUUUUAUGGACUUGUGUAUUGCAUUGUAUUCUCUCCUAUUUUGUAGAAAUUUUGAUGUAAAGAAGAAAUCUAA